UCAGAUUUGGAGAAUUGAAAUUAAACCGUUUGGUUUGUGCAAGUUGCGACUUGUUGAGUUUGGUGGAUUCCAAGCUUGUGAGCUUUGUAUCGAUUGAAUAUUCUCUUCAAUCGUGGUCGAGCAGCUACCCUUUUAUACCAUACGAGCUUUCCCCAUGUGUGGAAUUGUCCGUUGGUUCCGUUUUAUCCCAAUUUCGUAUUAAGAACGCAUUGUUCUUAAUUCGAGUUCAAUCAAUCUACGGAUUGAUUGAUUGCUGCGUUACUUUGAUAAAAAUACACCCCCCAGGGUCGUAUUAAGUGGCAUCAGAGCCUUAGGUUCAAAUCCGUGGCGAUUUUUGAAGAAUUCUGCAGCAAAAUCGAUGGCCAUGAUGGUCGACUUGGAGCAAGCUAAUUUGACGUCAUACACGCGCUGUUUGGUGGGAGAGAAGGUGUGCUCUGUGUAUGUCAAUGGUGAAAGCCAAUCGAACCUGAUUAGCUCACGAGCAGUGGCUAAAUUGGGGCUGCCAAUUCGAAAACUUCCAGCCCCUUAUUCUUUGUUAUUGUUGGAGGAAGAAGACUAUGUUUUUGUAACAGAGGAGGUGAUCUUACCUUUUCGAAUUGGAAGCUACGAGGAUGAGGUUCGUUGCUAUGUGUUGCCUCUAAAGAUGUCCCAUGUUGUGCUUGGAAAUCCAUGGCAUGUCGAUCACGGAGCUCGACGAAGCAGAAGGACAAACCAUGUCAGACUGCGGCAUUGUGGGAAAAACUUUGCUUUAAAGUUUCUGUCACCAGAAGAAGCUGCAGAAGAUCAAGCCACCCUGCUGCAACAGCUCCAAGAUGAGGAAGAGCAAGCUAAGGCAGUGGCAACUUUGACUGGGGAGCCGCCUGUUUCCUGAAAAAAUCAAAUACCACCGCCGGUGCCGAAUUCGUUUCCGGCGAUGUCGAUUUGAUGUUUCACGGUGGAAACUCUUGCGGUGCCGUUUGAUCGAAUGCACCGCUGAUUGCUGAAAUCGAGACGACCGUCAAAUAUCCGCCGCCGAAUGUCGGCGCCAUUGAUUUGAUCGAUGCACCUCUAAAUGGUGAAAUCAACGUGACCGUCAAAUAUCCACUGCCCGACGGUGUUGAUUUGAUCGAUGCACCUCUGACUUCUAACCAAGAACGACCGUUACUACGGUUCGCACCUCUCCAAACUAUGUUCGAACGAGGGUGUUUGAGUUUUUUGAGGAAUCUACACUACCGCUACUCCUAUGGAGAUUCCUCUGGAGAGCUCGCGACUACGACUAAGACUACAACUAUGGAGAUCCUUCCUGGAAGGAGAGCUCCGCGAAGGAGUUACAGAGAAAAGGUAAAGUUUUGACAUAGUUGUUCUGUGUUGAUUUUGGUUGUCCUUUUCUCUCUCCUUGCUCCGCUGCUUUUAUUUGAAAUCACUUGCGUAGUCUUCACGCCCUGUGGAACUGCUUCCUCAACCGCUCCGUCGUGAACUCCCACGUGUCUUCACUCUUAUCCACAGAGUCGUAGUCUUCAACUGCUUUGAUCUUCUCUUCACUCCCAAAUCUCCCGUGCAAGAAAAUAACUCCGUUAUUUUCAUGAGCCCGCGACGUCGUUUACGCCUCCACCAACAAAGUUUCCAUAACGACGUCGUUGAACCCAUUCACGGCAUUGCUCAGCUUGAAACACCGUCAAGCUCACUACGUCGUUGAGCUCCACGAUGUUGUUUUGGCCUUGCGGCAUCGUUGAAUUUCUCGGCAUUGUCGAACUCGCAACGCCACUGAAUUUGCGACCGCGACAUCAAUUCCGCUGCGUUGUUGUUUAACUAGCGGCAUUUUUAGCCUUGCGACACCGCAUUAAUUAAAUAUUUCACGUACCACAGCAUUGUUUGGCUUACUUGCGGUGUCGUUUUCUUCCUCAAACAGCUCCGUUUGCUUUUCCUCCGCGACAUUGUUUUAUAUUAAACACUGUCCUUUUCUCUAGCACAACGAUACCGUUGGGCUUACUCGCGGUAUCAUUUUAACUCAUCCGCGAUGCCCCUUGUCGUGGUGCCGUUUUUAGCCAAACGACACCGUUUCCCUGUCUCGCGAUGCCGUUGAGCUUUGAGGUUCACGGCACCGUUUUAUCUCUUCACAACAUUGCUUGACUCCAAACGGUGUUGUUACUAUCCUCCUCCGACAAGGAAAAAUAGAAUAAAAAAACAUUCCUUGUCCAACAGCAAUACAUGUCCUGCGCAUGACUCACACAUGGUCUGCAACCGAUGUCGUUUCAAGUACCGCAGUACCGUCGAGCCUCUUCGCGGUCUCGCUUAAAUUAUCCGCGGUAUUGCUCGACUCCAAACGACAUCGUUUUUUGUCCUGCGAUAUCGAAUUAAAUGCGAGACUAAUUAAUGUGGCAUUUAAUU
Molecule: messenger RNA, 2367 nt
Organism: Linum trigynum
Lineage: Eukaryota; Viridiplantae; Streptophyta; Magnoliopsida; Malpighiales; Linaceae
Source: the annotation of a GenBank genome assembly